AUGAAUACCUAGAAAAAUACUAAAAAUUAUAUUGAUCAUAACACGUAAAGCAAUUUUGAAAUGGAGGAUUUGAAGGGUAAAGCUAUAAUAAUAGGUUUUUUAGUGGUUUCCCGUGGGAUUUAAAUCAAAGAGUUCUAUCAUUUUAUUGAAAAAACUUCUUUUAUAUAAGAAAAUUUUGAAAUGCUAUCUAAAGUUGGUGAAAAUCUACGAUUAAAUUUUAAAGAUUGGCCUACAGCUGAAUAGGCUAUUAUACUGUUUAAACUUAAUAUGUAUUGUAAUUUUUAAUUUUGUAAGGUAAAACAAGAGAAAGAAAUCAAUAAAGUGGAGUGAACCUGAAAAAAAGUUAUUAUAUUGGAUAGUAAUCCGUUAUUGUAUAUUUACAGGAAUGAAGGACAAUAGAUAAUUAGUAAAUGAUUUAUUAAUUUGACAGAAAUAAGAAGAAUGGAGAGAAAUUUCUAAAAUAGUAAUAGGAAGGAAUGCACAUCAAUGCAGAUAGAAAUGGGAAUAAAGAUAUAGAGUUCCAUUAUCCUUAAUACCUUGGACUUAAUAAGAAGAUGAGUUGUUAUUUGAGGUUCAUGAGUAAGAAUAUUAAUUGAUAGUUAGAGAUUUCAAAAAGAUGGGCAGAGAGAAUAAGUGGUCAUAAAUAGCAAAUGAAAUGUUCAAAAGAUCUUCUAAUAAAGUAUUUAGAUAACCAAAAUAAUGCAGAGAGAGAUGGAUAAAUAGAGUAGAUCCAAAAAUAAUAAAGUAUAAAAUUAUUAAAUUAGUGUGCCUUGGGAUAAAUAAUAAGAAAUCAAUCUAUUAAAGUUGAUAUUAAUUAGAGGUAAGAAAUGGUCUGAAUUAUCAAUUUUAUAUGGAAAAGCAAGAUCAGAGAAUAGCUUAAAAAACAAAUAUAAUUCUUUAAUCAAAAGAGAAAUAUAAAAAUAAAAGUUUGAUUCUAUUAAUCCAAUUUUAUUUGAAAAAGUUUAAAUUUUAAGACAAAAUUAUGCUAAAUAAUUUGGUAUAAUUCCUCCAAUUGAAGAAAUUGAUAAUUACGAAUGCCAAUUUAUUCUUUUAGCUAUUAAAAAUUUAUAUGUGGAACAACAUUUACAAUUAGGAAAUAUUGCUGAAGCUAAAAUUAUUAAUAAUGAUGAAUCUUUUGAUUAUUUUUUGGAUGAGAUUUUUGAAGAAAAAGAAGGAUAACUUCUAAAUUUUUAAUAUAGGAAGAAAUUAAAUCUCUAAAAAGUCGAUUCUAAAUUUUAAAUAAAAAACGAAAAUAGCAGCAUAGUAAUUUUUAAUAAACGAUAGAAUAAAAUCUACUUAACUCCAUAUAAUGUUUUAGAUUUCGAAAAUAUCAUACUUAAUAAAAUUAUAAAGAAAGUUAAUAUUGAUAUUAAUGAGAAAAAGAAUGAUUAAAAAUAGGCUUCUUUCUCCAAUUAAUCAAACUUGUUCUAUUUAAAUUAAUAAAAUUUAUUAGCUCCUUCUUAAUAAUUAAAUAAUUAUUGGUUUAUUCCAAAUUUUUAUGGACCAGCAUCAUUAGCAUAAAAUAAUAAUUAAAGUUAUUUUCACGCAUUCUAAUAAAGUUAACUAUAUGAUUAAUAGAAGAAAAGUGAAUAAUAAAAUUAAUAGGAUGUCAUAGGAGUAAAUAUAAAAACUGCAGAUUCAUGUGAUGAAGUAUGA
Paramecium sonneborni is the source of this 1656-nucleotide messenger RNA. The record is from the annotation of a GenBank genome assembly. NCBI's taxonomy places the organism in Eukaryota, Ciliophora, Oligohymenophorea, Peniculida, Parameciidae.